Molecule: messenger RNA, 1953 nt
Organism: Dichotomopilus funicola
Lineage: Eukaryota; Fungi; Ascomycota; Sordariomycetes; Sordariales; Chaetomiaceae
Product: major facilitator superfamily-domain-containing protein
Exons: 4
Coding region: 1-1953 (650 amino acids)
Biological process (GO): transmembrane transport
Cellular component (GO): membrane
Molecular function (GO): transmembrane transporter activity
Source: RefSeq, a predicted model, not a curated record
AUGUCCCCCACGCGGCCCGAGGCGGCCGAGGCGGCUGUCCCGCCCGUUGACGACCCGGGCCGUCUCGAAGCCCAGCCGAAUACCUUUGGGAGCUCUGGGAGUGACAACAACACCGACGACAAUAUCCACCCGCUGGCCCUGACCACGACUCUGACCAACACCAACCCAGGGCUAGCCGCCAUUCCCGCGCCGAAUCUAGCCUCAACUCCUACUCCAGCCUCGAAUCUAAACCCGAAUCCAAAGACCAAGGACCAAAGCGUUGUUAUUAACACCAACAACAACAAUAAUAAUAACAAUGGCAACCACAAAACCACCACCUUCGGCCCCCGCCCCCCCCAAUUCCGCACCACCCUCCAAGAAAUAACCUUCGUCUUCCAAGCCACCAUCGCCACCGCCACCUCCUCCUUCCUCCAAGGCGCCUCCACCAUCAUCACCGCCUCUAUCGCCCGCGACCUCGGCAUGUCCCAAGGCGAGCUGACCUGGAUCACCGCCUCCACCGCCCUGACCGCGGGCGCUUUCCAGCUCGGUCUCGGCCAAGCGGCCGACCUGCUAGGGCGGAAACCGGUUUUCUUGGUGGGCAUGGGGUCGUUUGCCGCGUUUUCGUUACUGGUGGCAUGGGCGAAAACGCCGUUGUGGAUGGACGUGGUGUGCGGGUUGUUGGGGGUCAGUGGAGCGAUGGUGGUGCCGCCGGCGAUUGGGAUUAUGGGCGCGGCGUAUAGUGUGCCGAGUAAGAGGAAGAACAUGGCGUUUUCGGCGUUUAGCGCGGGGAAUCCCUUGGGGUUUGUGUUGGGGUGUGUGGUGAGCGGGGUUGCGACGAUGGUGGUGGAUUGGAGGGCGAGUUAUGUGUUGAUUGGGAUUUUGUGGGCGGUGUUUGCGGUACUGGCUUGGUGGGGGGUGCCUGGGGGAGUGGAGGCGUAUGGAGAGGGAGUUGGGUUGAAGGAGAGGGUGAGGAUGUUUGGGAGGACGUUUGAUUUUGGGGGGACGGCGAUGACGGUGCUUGGGACGGGGUUGGUGACGGCGGGGAUUACACUCGGCCCGGCAGAUGGAUGGAACUCACCGCACAUCAUCGCCAUGCUGGUUCUCGGCGUCGCUCUCCUGGCCGGCUUCGUCUACUGGGAGACCGUCUUCCCGUACCCCCUGAUGCCCCCGCACAUCUGGAAAGACCGCAACUUUACCUUUAUCAUCCUCAGCUGCAUGCCGGGCUACAUGGCCUUCAUCUCCUCGCUCUUCUGGCUCUCCCUCCUCAUGCAAGAACUGCAGCACCUGUCCGCCAUCGAGCUGGCCGUGCAGCUCAUGCCGCAGGCCAUCGCGGGGUUGAUCUACAACGUGAUCGCCGGCUCGGUGCUGCACCGCAUCAACAACACUUUACUCUUGCUCCUCGGCUCUAGCACCUAUGUUGGUGCGAAUGUGCUGCUCUCGCUGAUGCGCCCGGAGAGCCGGUACUGGGAUUUUGUCUUUCCUGCGCUUGUGUUGUCGGUCGUGGGGGCGGAUUUUCAUUUUAAUGUUGCGAACAUGUACGUAAUGCAAUCCCUCCCCUCGCACCAACAAGCCCUCGCCGGCGGCAUCUUCAACACCCUCUUCCGCCUGGCCGCCGCCAUCGCACUCGGCAUCACCACCGCCGUCUUCAGCUCGGUAUCCGCCACACCCGCAGGUAUCGCCGACCCCAUGCUGCCGUAUACACGGGCCUUUCAGGUGGGUAUCGCCAUGUCGGGGGCGAGUUUUCUGUUUCUGCCUUUUGUGAGGAUUGGGACGCAGGGACAUGCGGGGAAUGGGGAUCAAACGGAGGGUUCGAGUGGGGAUGAAAAGGGAAGUGGGAAUGGGAAGAGGACUGGGGAUGGGAAUGGGAAUCAGAGCGAAGGGGAGAAGGGGCAGAGCAGUAAUAGUAGUGGGGAUGAGGGUGAGAAGGAGGUGAAGACGGGAGAGGUUGUGGCUGGGGAAAAGGGGAAGGAAUAA